Pungitius pungitius (ninespine stickleback) is the source of this 4343-nucleotide messenger RNA. It is a transcript of the gene vasnb, whose product is annotated as vasorin b. The coding region runs from base 577 to 2631 and encodes 684 amino acids. The transcript has 3 exons. Gene Ontology annotation, cellular component: plasma membrane. NCBI's taxonomy places the organism in Eukaryota, Metazoa, Chordata, Actinopteri, Perciformes, Gasterosteidae. The record is from RefSeq and is a predicted model, not a curated record. Gene Ontology annotation, molecular function: protein binding.
UCUGGAGAGAACAAAAAAUGAAACCAGUCACCGAUGCCUCCCGCGUAAAACAGGUCGCGCAGGUCGGCGUUGUGAUACAACCAACUGAAACGGAGGCAAGAGGAAUGUCCGUCCCUUGCACUCUUGACACGCCGCAAGGUGAGCUGCUCGCUGAUCUCCGGUCUGUGCGCGCGGUCGGUGCCGCUCGCCCCGCCCCCUUCCCUCCCCUCCAAACUCUCCUCGGCUCACCGAUAAAGCGCUUUCUCUCCGGGCUCCAGGGAGGUAGCCCUUGAGAGCAUUCCUGGACGUGGAGGUCGGUGCAGUCUCCGGGGGGUUUGAUGAACACCGUUCGUUGCGAGUUCAAUGCGCCCACAGAAACUUUUUGUUAUUCUUGGUUUUUUUUUGAGAGUGCGCGCACACGGGAAAGUAGACUAGUUCGGUCUUGGACGUUACGUCGGUAAGCUGCUCCGCUUGGAUAAAGACACACCGCGCUUCGCAACCUUACGGGGAAGGAAGUACUGAAAACACAAAGAGUGGAGCGAGAGGACAAGAGGAAGAUUCUUCACUGGGAGAACAGAGAGAGGAAGAGUCUGCACCAUGAAGGUCUUUCUCACUCCACUGAUGCCUUUUCUGCUCUUCCUCAUCCUUCCUGAUGGCACCUGGUCCAGUGAGUGCCCAGAGGACUGCUCCUGUACCCCGCCAGGCUCCAUCUUCUGUUACCAGAGACGCUCCUCUACUAUUCCAAAGGGAGUAGACCCAUCCACAGAAAGUCUGUAUCUCUUUGCCAAUGGCAUCGAGGGCUUGACAAUUGAGGACUUUGAAGGCCUGGAAAACCUGGAGAUGCUGGACCUCAGUCAAAACAAAUUGACUGAACUUACUGAUAGGGUAUUUGAACCUUUGACCUCUUUGAGAAAUCUUGACUUGUCUUCCAACCAGAUAACCCACAUUUCAGAGGACUGCUUCCAGGGUAUGGAACUGCUUGAACGCCUUUAUUUGUCCAGUAAUCAUAUUGAGACCAUCCAUCCUACCGCCUUUAAUGGCUUGGAGCACCUGCUGGAACUCAAACUGCAGGGCAACCAGCUGACAUCCCUGCCAGCGCUCUCAAUGCCACGACUACUGCUGCUGGACCUUCGUUUUAAUGUCUUACCCACCUUGGGUCCUUCAGAUCUCCAGACCCCAAACCUCGAGUCACUCAAAUUGGGUGGCGUGGGGCUCCUCAGCCUGAAUAAGGAGCUCAUACGUAGUCUAAAGAACCUCCACGAACUGGACAUCUCAGUCAACCAACUCAAGUCCUUCCCCUCAGCGCUAAAGGAGACCCAGGGUCUGAUUCACCUCAGCGUUGCUGGGAACCCGAUGGGCCCUCUUAAGGUUCAGGACCUGCAGAACCUUGGAGAGCUGCAGGAGUUGGACAUUAGCAGCCUCAGUUUGCAGGGCCUUCCUGAAGAGUUCCCCCAGCUCCUACCCCACCUCAGAAAGCUCACACUUGCAGAGAACCCCUUUAACUGCCUCUGCACCUUAGCAUGGUUCCCAAGAUGGCUAAAAGCCCAGAGCAUCACGCUGGAGAGAACAGAGGAGACACGCUGUCAUUUUCCACCUAUCAAUGCUGGAAAGGUAUUGGAAAGACUUGAGCACAGGGAUUUUGGCUGUCCUACUACUACUACAGUCACCACUAGUACUGUCAAAACCACCACAACCGCGCCUGUUCCUGUCACUACCUUAUUGGUUAUUACUAGAGACAUUCCAAACCUCAGGAUCGGAAACAACCUGCCAGACAAAGAGGACUCUCCCUUACCCCCUGCCCCUGCAUCCCCCAGUAGCAGCAGUAUGGACCCAGGCGAGGAGCAGCAUUUCUGUCCCCCUCAUACCUGUCUGAAUGGGGCUACAUGUCGUUUGGACCAGCAUGGUCAGGUAGAAUGUACCUGUCCCGAGGGCACCUCUGGUAUGUACUGUGAGGUCCAAAACCAUGACCUGCCUUCACCGCCUGAAGCUGAGGUCCCCAUGGCAACUGUCAGUGUAGAUGCACCAGACAUCAGCUCACAUCAAGCAACCACAACUUCAGUCCUGGUGGACCUCCACCGCUACAUUGAAAUGCGGCCUUACAUCCGUGGGAUCCGCCUAACCUACCGCAACCUCUCUGGACCGGACCGUAGGCCGAUUCAACUAAACCUACCACCCAAGUUUCCAGAGUAUAUCCUCAGGGGUCUGCAGCCCAACUCCACUUACAGGGUGUGCGCCAGUCCACUCGGAGGCCCUAGUGGCAAGGACAGCGUCUGCACUGAAGCCCACACGGUUGCUGAAAGCGGCAGCAAACGCAGUCAACAGAUUGACGACCAGAGGCUGACAACGACGCUGGUGCCGGCAAUUGCCAUCUUGCUGCUGCUGUUACUGAUAGCAAUGGCAGUGGGAGUGGUAUGCUAUCUUCGCAGGAAAAGGGCCAAUGGGCAACUGGACCUAGAAGGCGAGCCCUCCCAGCUCGAGUCGGAUGGUGUGAAGGCUGGUUUGGACAACGGGGCGCUGCCUCAGAAACAGCACCAGCUCACGAUCCCUGAACCCGCUGUUCAGAAUGGCAAUCUGGAGUAUGAGGUGUUGUUACUACAGGAUCACUGUACAUCAAAUAACAAUAUGACUUCACACAAGCCCUCCUACUUUUGACAGCUGGCUUCUACUAAUCAGACCUAAAAAGGAGGAUUUUCAAGUCUUCAGCUCUGUUUUCAAUACAGAAGGCGCCAAAUGCAGUUGUGAAAGUGGAGGUCACCAAACGAGAAACUGGACAUCUAUUGAACUCAAUGCCCUCUUGUUGUCUUAAAGUAGACUUUAAACAAGUUCAAAAACAUUGGUUUGGACUUUCCUCACAGUGCUGGAAUGGUGGUCAGUGGUCAGCUCCCAUGCUGUGGUGCUGGGACUUAAAGGACAUGGGGACCUUCAGAGAAGUGUGUGCACUGAAAUGGGGUUGUACUUCCAUUUUCCCAUCACGACAGUCCAACUGAACUAAACUAUAUCAGCAAUUGCUUUUGCUGCAUGUUGUAACUGCUCGGUACCACCCCAAAGGGAUCCGUGCUUGCUGUGAAUGACCUUUAAGACACCAAAUGAAGUUAUGCAGAGAAAAUAACUGAUGUUUGUAUUCUUUAUUUGGCUUCAAAACGCUUUCUGUUUUUGUACAUUUUUUUUAUACCAGUGUCUUUGUUAUUUUGUAUUAUUGUGCAACAUUAUGACCUUUUAUAGACCCCCCCCCCCCCCGAACCCACAUACACACUCGCACACACUUCUUGUGACUAACAGACAAAACAGCAGAUUAAAAUCUUUGAAGAUUAAACCUCGUUUUGUUCCAGCAAAGUCAAUCAAAGGGCUUUAACCCCAGAAUGUCAGACAGUCUAAGUACAUGUGAGUCCGAGUCAAGACAAAAUCCCCCUUCUUGAUUCUGAAGCGCUCAGUCUGCUUUGCCACCACAAAGGGAGAAGGUAAGCUGGAUUACAAAGAAACAGAGGGAAGCAUUUUAAUUAACCCCUUGUGUUUCAGUGCUGCACUGAAUUCCAUACCGUUUUUUUGUUUACCCUAAUUACACUAUGGACUCAAAUGACUAUACAGCAAAAUAACUUUAGGUACUUUAUUUAUUAUUUAUAUUUUCUGUAAGGGAAAUACGGUUUUAUCCCUUAAACCACAGUUCAUGUACAACGACAAGCAAAGCAAACAAUGGUUUUGUAUUACGUUUCCCUUGAUUAAAAAGUAUUUUUCCUUCCUUCCUUUCUGCGCUUUGCUCACUUACAACUAACAGGAUGCUGUGUAGAGGACAGUUAACACAUGCAAAGUGGGAGACCUUCAGGAAGGCUAACAAUCUGACAUAGUGUUGAGAUCCAAAUCUGGCAAUGUAGAGCAAAAUAAGGACUCAGAGUAACCAUUUGUGCGUGUGUGUGCGUGCGUGCGCGUGUGUGUAGAUCAACUUCAGUGAUAAUGCAAGUACGUGUUCUGUCUUGUACAAAGACCUGCAGACAUCAAGUUACUAUCAGUUACCCUCUCUAUCUUCCCGCAUGUCAAGGAGUACUUUAGGCCCCAGACAACUCUUCCUAAUAGGCAAACACACCAAAGACCAUCUGUGAAAAGUUACUUACCUACAGUAUUCUCAGUGUGCAGUUAACCCUUCCCUGCUGAUAAUAUGUUAUUAUAACUCACCCACACAAACACAUGCAACUGGAAUAAUUGUUUGUCAAAGAGAAUACAUUGGAUGUAACCCAAAUUAUUUUCAAUGUGAUUGCUAAUUUUUCCCUGUUUACUUUGGGAAGCUCUGUCAUUAUAAUUUUGUUUUUAAGUUUGUGAACUUAUCCGUAAAAGCUGAAAGAGUGAUAUUAUCAUUAAAUGAGUAUCCAAAA